Didymosphaeria variabile is the source of this 1365-nucleotide messenger RNA. RefSeq lists its product as uncharacterized. The record is from RefSeq and is a predicted model, not a curated record. The transcript has 3 exons. Bases 1 to 1365 code for a protein of 454 amino acids. NCBI's taxonomy places the organism in Eukaryota, Fungi, Ascomycota, Dothideomycetes, Pleosporales, Didymosphaeriaceae. Gene Ontology annotation, molecular function: iron ion binding; monooxygenase activity; heme binding.
AUGUUCGCCUUAUUACUUCUCAUUCUGGCGGCCGGAUACCUUACAUGGAGCCUCGUUUGCCUUGAGCUCAAUUACAGGCGCGCCAGAGCUAUUGGUAUCCCCCUCUUCCGCCUUCCAAUUGAUCCACUUAAUAUUCUAUUCCAGAUUUUUGAGUCUCAUGUUUGGGAAGUGCUCGACCGUUUGCCGGUUAAGGGAGUCCUGCCACAAUGGACGACGUAUGCUCGCCGAGGUUGGUUCUUCGAAGACAAGGCAGACACUUUUUUGCGUUUAGGGAAGGUAUGGGCCAUCGUCACACCCGUUGGUAUCUACAUUCAACUCGCCGAUCCAGAAGCUAUCGGUGAUGUUCUGUCUAGACGGAUGGAUUUCCCUAGACCAACAGAACCCUACAAAAUCCUCGAAGUCUUCGGACCUUGCAUCUCGACCGCGGAAGCGGAAAAUUGGGCUCGUCAUCGUAAAGUCCUCGCUGCGCCGUUCAACAAAAGUAUCAUGAGCUUUGUCUGGUCAGAAUCACUUCAGCAAGCUCAAGACCUCAUCGAAGCUUGGACAAAAGAUAAAGUCCACAGUUUUUCGAAGGACACUCGAACUCUAUCGCUGAAUGUUCUUGCUGCAGAGGGAUUCAACAAGCCCUUCAAUUUUCGUCACUGGAAGGGAAACGAAAAACACAGCGACGCUAAACUUUCAUACCGUGAUGCGCUGCAGAUCAUCCUUGACAAUGCCUUAUUGCUACUGGUUCUGCGUCCUAAAUUGCUGUCCUCUCGCUUCCUUCCACAAUCGUGGCAGCGGGUUGGAAAAGCAGCAGCCGCUUUUCAAGGCUACAUGCGGCAGAUGCUCGACGAAGAGAUGCAGUCACUGAACCAGGGCGCGAAAGGGUCGGGUAGCCUGAUGACAUCGUUGGUCAGAGCUGGAGAUGCUUAUUCUACGGGCCGUUCAGGUGUGAACGAUCGUACAAAGGGUCUCUCGGUCGACGAGAUAUUCGGUAACAUCUUCGUCAUCAACUUUGCGGGGCACGAUACGACAGCCAACACACUCGCCUUCGCCAUACUCCUCCUUGCUGCUCAUCCCGAGGUCCAAACCUGGCUUACACAGGAGGCCAGAUAUGUUUGCAAAGACACGAAGCCAGAGACAUGGCAAUAUAACGAAUUGUUCCCAAGGCUUGUGAGAUGCCAGGCAGUCAUGCAAAUGUGCAAGUGCAUAGCUGCAUUCAUGCGACGCACUACCAUCCGGAUCACUACCCAGACCCGUUUCGCUUCAAGCCAUCGCGAUGGGUUGAGAAGCGUACAGCAAGUGCUGGAGAAACACUGGUCACUCCACGAAAGGGCGCAUAUCUUGCAUGGGCUGACGGACCCCAAGUCUGUCCAGGGCUGA